AUGAAGGAGUUUGCGUCGUACGUGGAGGACAUCGGCCGCCCCUACGCGUGGGCGCAGCGACUCGCCGGCCUGCAGUUUCUCGAGACUGGCGCCGCGUCUUCGUCGUCGGGCAAGCCGAGCGCGGCGGUCAGCUCCAGCCACAUCGCGCAGACGAUCAGGGCGCUGCGCAAACGAGUCGAAGCCAGACUAGCACUGCAGCGACAGAUGGCGGGAUUCGAGCGCGCCAUCGUACCGGUGAUGCCUGACAUCGCUAGACUCUUUCCCGCCCGAAUAAUCAGCCGCCUGUUGUCAUGGAAACCGUCGACGUACGAAGAAUUUGUGGUGAGUCUGCUGCGUCUAUUAUAAUAUUUGCGCCUCAAUUUUGGUAACGU
Priapulus caudatus is the source of this 371-nucleotide messenger RNA. Its product is annotated as THO complex subunit 5 homolog. Gene Ontology annotation, biological process: positive regulation of DNA-templated transcription, elongation; mRNA export from nucleus. Gene Ontology annotation, cellular component: THO complex part of transcription export complex. The record is from RefSeq and is a predicted model, not a curated record. The transcript has 2 exons. The coding region runs from base 1 to 345 and encodes 114 amino acids. Gene Ontology annotation, molecular function: mRNA binding. Lineage: Eukaryota; Metazoa; Priapulida; Priapulimorpha; Priapulimorphida; Priapulidae.